Messenger RNA from Hyalella azteca, 3936 nucleotides. RefSeq names its product keratin, type I cytoskeletal 9. The coding region runs from base 103 to 777 and encodes 224 amino acids. The transcript is spliced from 5 exons. The record is from RefSeq and is a predicted model, not a curated record. NCBI's taxonomy places the organism in Eukaryota, Metazoa, Arthropoda, Malacostraca, Amphipoda, Hyalellidae.
CCCAUCAAGCCCGCGUUGGGCUCAAGUCCCAGGGGGACGUUGGGGCUUUCCUUAAGCGACGCGUGGACGGGGGACGAAGAACCCCUCCAUGGGGGGAGCUCCAUGAACCCCUUCAUCACGGGGAGUCCGGACGACUCCUCCGAAGACUGCAUGGAGGACAAGUGUGAUGGAUACCUCCAGCAGAAGCUGGUGAAGGGCGAGCAGGAGGACAUCGCUGGAAAUUACUUCAAACCAAAGCGAGCCACCGAGCUGCUCGUCAGAUUCCAGGAGGAUCCAGGCAAGAAUCCAAAACCAAAACCAUCUUCCCACAAUUUGGGGAUGUCACUUUCCCAAAGUAUGUGGGUGAACUCUAUGGGUCUCAGCAACUCCCUGGGGAACAACAUAGGGGCAGGCAUCAACGGAGGAGGAUCUUAUAAUUCCUCUUGGGGUUCCACCAACUCCUCAAAUGGGGGAUUUGGUGGAUCCUAUGGGGGAGGUGGAAGUUUCACCAACAACUUGGGUCAAAGUAUGGCGGGUGGAGGCCUGGGUGGAGCAGGUGAUUCCUACAAUGCUUCCACCAACGGCUGGUUCGGAGCGUCAGGCAACACGCAGACAAGCCCAGACUCGCGCAAGCCUGCGCGUCUCAACGCCUUGGGCGCCUCCACCAACGCCUUGGGCGUCUCCACCAACGCCUUGGGCGCCUCCACCAACGCCUUGGGCGCCUCCACCAACGCCACCGCCGGCAGACGCGCAGGCGCCCGCAGGACUGAUGAUCUCGACGCCAUGCAGCUCUUCUAGCAUCCCGAGCUGCGUCGUGGCAGGCGACGUCUGUAACAUCAGUUCCACGAAGACGUCAAUUAUAAAAAUAAAAUAUAUUAAAAAAUCAAACAACGUUAACGACGCGGCUAGAGAAAUAUUUAUUUUCAACCAAGAGGAGAAAGUUUUUAUGAACUAUCAUCCUUUUAAUGCUCAUAAAUUGGGUGCUAAUAUCCUUUCAUGGAGACCUAAAAAAUUUUACUCUGAAAUGGCUAAUGUUCCUCCCUUAAUCAAUUUUAAUUUAAAUUUAAUUGAACGAAAUUACGAUCUGAUUGUAACCUUAUAGAUCCCAUCGCCGAAAAGCGGUUCGUUUCACUAAAUCAUCCUGUUCAACUUCCUCGUUUACAUUGAACUUCUUUACGCACUGGGAUAGCGUUUUGGCGUUUCAGUUAAGAUUUAUUUCAUUUAUGAUGUAUAAAUCGUAAAAUCUAAUGAACUUGAAGUCAUGUACGUAUUUAUUACUUCAGACUAUUGACCCUACUUACAGACACUGUACGCAUUUAUUAGUUCAGACAAUUGACCCUACUUAUUAGUUCAGACACUGAGCGUAUUUAUUAGUUUAGACACUCUACGCAUUUAUUAGUUCAGACAUUGUAGGUACGUAUUUAUUAGUUCAGACAAUUGACCUUACUUAUUAGUUCAGACACUGUGCGUAUUUAUUACUUCAGAAUAUUGACUCUAUUUAUUAGUUCAGACACUGUGCGUAUUUAUUACUUCAGACUAUUGUCCUUAUUUAUUAGUUCAGACACUGUACGUAUUUAUUAGUUCUGACUAUUGACCCUAUUUAUUAGUUCAGACACUGCACGUAUUUAUUAGUUCUGACUAUUGACCCUAUUUAUUAGUUCAGACAAUUGACCUUACUUAUUAGUUCAGACACUGUGCGUAUUUAUUACUUCAGACUAUUGACUCUAUUUAUUAGUUCAGACACUGUACGUAUUUAUUACUUCAGACUAUUGACCUUACUUAUUAGUUCAGACACUGUACGUAUUUAUUACUUCAGACUAUUGACCCUAUUUAUUAGUUCAAACACUGCACGUAUUUAUUACUUCAGACUAUUCACUGAGACCCUCUACUUCGUAUCAAAGCAUCAUCGAAACUAACGUUGAUGUUCAGAAAAACGAAUUUGUCACUGUAUCCAAAUCGUGACUAACUUUUCCAAUAAUUUCUCUCAGUGCACAUUUGCCGGUGUUUUUGAAGGAGCAUGUUUUUCAUGAAUGUAAACCUCGUGGCAUCUAAUUUUUUGAAUGCGAUUUAACUGUGCGUUACAAAAUACAUCAUAAAUUGUUACAUUAUUGCUGUGCUCGAAAAAUGUGUGUAACAAUUGCUGUGCUCGAAAAAUUCAAUUUAAUAUGAAUAUAGGUGAUUGUGGAGUAAUAUACAGUUAUUACUAACAACUCAAGUGAUCUUGUGUAAUGGGAUUAUGCGCUAAAUUAGUCAUUAGAUAAAUUAGUCGGUCAGAGUAACGGUUAUUCAUUAUAAGAUUUUUGGCUGAUGCCUGCAUUGACGUGAAAAAUAAAUAUGGAGUUUUUGAAAAUAUUUUUGAAUGUUUAAUACUUCAACAAGUUUAAAACCACUUUCCUGAUUAGUUUUAAUAACACAAUUAAAGGCAGAAGAAACUUUGUUACCUUUUAUGAUUUACAUAAACAAUGCAUGCUCCAAUAGAUUAAAUUAUGGUACCACAAAAAGUAAUCCUUGAAAAUUUACAAAUAUAUUCAUUUAAUUUAAACAUUUGUCUGAUAUACAGCAAGGAAGAAGCGAUAUAUACUAACAUAAAAUCUAAAACAAAAGAAAUACAUGAUGAUGUAGCACAACUGAGAUGUAGUGAACAAUGGAAUGAUGACGUAGCAUAAUUUUGUUGACAAUACAGGCUUUAGGGGAAUAGUGGCAUUAAUUUUUUUAGAAAAAGAAUUGAUUUAAUUAAUAAUUAGAAUUCUUAUUUCUAAUAUUAUUUUAUUAUAAAUUACAAAAGAUCCUAAAUCUCCAAAGAACAAAAUUAGGAAAUGGAACGUCUGUACUCGAAAUGUUUGUCGUUCAAGCAGAGUUAAUCGCCAGAAGGACCAGAAAGAUGUAACGAAAAUAGAAGCCCUUUGUUUUUUCCUAAAGCCCUUUGUUUUUUUAAAAAAUAGAUAGAUAAUAAAUAGAUAAAAAAUAAAAGCCCUCUGUUCUUUUCUUAAGGGUUCCAAAAAUAAUGCUCAAAUUCAUCACAUUUAAGUAAUUCCCUUUAAUUAAAUGCAAAGUUUUUCAUCACGAAUACUUGGUUAAAUCAGUAAUAAAUGAUUUUCCGUUGUUCAUUUAAGGCCUAAUGGUUCAAUUACUUUUAUUAGAUAUAAGUUUUAACGUGAAACUUAUUAACACAGCCAAGCAAGACAAUAACCUGCAGUUUAGGUUGUUACAAGGUUUUAAAAAAGACUUGUGAAAUUAUUUUCAUCGGUCGGUAUCUCAUCUAAAAUUUACACCAUUUGCAAAAUAUCAUAGAUAUUUCAUCACUAGUGUUUGAGUUACUGGGACCAAACGUGGUGUUAGUGCAUUGUAUUUAUCUAUAUCUAUGUAUGGUUCUUAUCUUUAAGAACUAGUGUGAUAUUAACUAGUAACGUUAUGUACAUGCUCUUUAUACAGACAUCGACGUCCGUUGUACAAAGAAAGCUAUUUAUCUAGAAAAUCAAUUCACUGGGUAGUGUGUUAAAUGUAUUGUUCAGUGUUGUAUAAUGUAUAACCUCGCGUGGAUUAAAUUGAAUUAAAACAACCAUUUUCUACGAAUUCAACUCUUCACUGAAGUCUGCGUAGGAAUUCAAAUAUUUUCUUUGUAUUUUGAACAAGUUUCACAUAUGAACCGCUAAAGAAUUUCCUCAUUAUUUCGAUAACUGAUAAAUUCUAAUCAUAAUACAUUUCGAGCUAAAUUAACAAUUAAAUUUUUUGUUUAAGUUCACAUCGAUGUGGUUUUAAAUAGACCGCUGAUAAAAGAUCCAUUUCAAACCUAUUGACGUUAUUUAUUGGAAAUUCAGAAUUUGUAUAAAAUGCUGAAAAAACUAAUUUCGAGCUUCUUGAGAUCGAAAUAAUUACUCAUGUUAAGAGCGACAAUUUACCACUGUUAUGGUAUGCCAUGUGAUAAAUAUAUGCAUAAAUAAAGCUGUUUGAUGCUCA